AUCAUCUCCCAUAUUUUUGGAAUUUUGGGCAAAAUUGCUAAUUGUCCACACGGAAAAACAAAGAAAGAAAAAUGGUGUUAACAACCACCUCAUGUCUCCACCCUCGGCCACCAACUGCCACUCCCACCACCACUCAACCGCCACCGUCCGCCAGACCAAAGAGGGAGAUUUCUUGGAGGAAGCAAUGUGUAGUUGGGAUGGCAUGUGUAAUAAUUGGUCUACAAAUGGAGGGUAUAGUAGGAAAUAGCCAUGAUCUUGCGAUCGCCAUUGAGCCGAAAGCCACUAUAGAGUCAAAGGUAAAGGGAAAGAGGUGGAGUAACAAAAGAAUAUGCCCGGCAUGGCAAUUGAAUUCGUUAGAGACAAUCGUGCCUGAAGAUCUCCCACGACCAUCAUCCAAGCGGCGAUGGGAGGCGGUUGGUAAUCAUUUAAGAGUUGCCCCGCCACAUAAAUCCUCCACCACCACCACCAUCACCUUGGUGGCUGGUGAUUGUUUCUCUUUGUAGAUUCUAGAUCACUUGGUAGAUAUCUAUAUACUUGUGGUUGUAAGCCUGUAAAUAUCAUACAAGAUACAUAUUUGUAUCAAAUACUUAGAUUGGAACAUUAUUCAACACAUUCUUAGUGACAAAAUUGAUCCCUUUUUUCUUCUUUCUUGAUUAAAAAUUCAAAAAGGGUUUGAUGUUAA
This is a messenger RNA of Helianthus annuus (common sunflower), 682 nucleotides long. RefSeq lists its product as uncharacterized. Bases 72 to 503 code for a protein of 143 amino acids. Lineage: Eukaryota; Viridiplantae; Streptophyta; Magnoliopsida; Asterales; Asteraceae. The record is from RefSeq and is a predicted model, not a curated record. The transcript is spliced from 2 exons.